CAUCAGUCAGCUCAAUGUCUUUUCCACUUCAAUUUUUCACAAAUUAUUCUUGUUAUAUACAUAAACAUAACUCUGAUGAGCUCUUAGCUUCAAGAAAACCCAUUUACAAUUUGAGCUAAAAGGUAUGAUCUUUUCAACUUCUUCAUUUUUGAAUAUUUUUUCAGCUUGAAUUUUUUCAUUCUGUAAAUUGAGGCUGCAAGAAUGUGAAUUUUGACAAGAUUUGGUGUUAUUAUGGUUGAAAUUUGGUUAUUUUGGUAAAAAGAUCGGGUCUUUACGGAAACAGUCUCCCAGAGUUCCGAGUUGGUUAAGGUUUGCGUACAUUUGACCCUUAAUUAAGCAGCUUAUGGGUAUAUAUAUCUCAUUUGAACCCUAGUAGGCCACAUUUAUUGCUAGAAUUUAAUGUGAAAAGAUUUUAAUAUAUGGAUGUUGAAGUGAUUAGUGAGAGAGAGAGGAGGGGGAGGUCAGAUGUUGAAGUUUGUAUUGGUGGAGAAAGACAAGAGGGUUUUGAGUGUUUGAGUGAGAAAGAGAUUGUUGGUGAUGAUUGUGGAAGUGAGAAGCCGUAUGUUGGUAGAGAGUUUGAAUCGGAAGAAGUUGCAAAGUCAUUUUAUGAGGCAUAUGCUAAGCGUGAAGGUUUUAGCAUCCGUGUUGGUCAGUACAGUCGUAGUAAGCCGGAUGGGGAUAUUAUUAGUUGGGAGUUUUCGUGUUCGCGAGAGGUUUUUAGGAGGAAGAAUGUGGAGAGUUGUAAUGCUCUGAUUAGGGUAGAGAGGAGAGAUUUAGAUUGUUGGGUAGUGACGAAAUUUGUGGAGAAGCAUAAUCAUUCUAAUGUGGGUUCCAAUACGGUUCAUUCUAUUAGACCACGACGACAUUUUGCUGGUGCUAAGAAGAAUGUUGCUGAAACUUUUGAUGCUUCGAGUGAUAUGUUAAUCUCUAUGGAUGGGAACCUUGUAUCCUGUGGUCCUAGUCAAGGGGAUUUAAAUAAUAGCGGUGCAGAAAUACCACCUAGAAAUGUGGGCCCUAUGAAUUUUUCUCAAUCUUAUACCGCGAGGAGAACUUUGGGAAGGGAUGCUCAUAAUAUUCUUAACUAUUUUGAAAAGAAGCAGGCUGAAAACCCUGGCUUCUUUUAUGCCAUACAACUUGAUGAUGUAAAUCACUUGACAAACGUCUUUUGGGCUGAUGCAAGAUCAAGGAAUGCAUAUAGUCACUUUGGGGAUGCUGUUAUAUUUGAUACCAUGUAUAGACCUAAUCGGUUUUUGGUACCGUGCACUCCCUUCACUGGUAUAAAUCACCAUGGUCAAGUGGUUCUUUUUGGAUGUGCAUUGCUCAUGGAUGAAUCUGAGUCGUCUUUUACGUGGUUAUUUAAAACAUGGCUCUCUGCAAUGAAUAACCGUCCUCCAGUUUCCUUAACUACUGACCAAGACAGAGCAAUUCAGUCUGCAGUUAAUCACGUGUUUCCGAAAACUCGUCAUUGUAUUUGCAAGUGGCAUAUUUUGCGAGAAGGUCAGGAGAGGUUAUCAAAUGUCUUUCUUUCACAUCCUCCCUUCUAUGGAGAGCUUUAUAGUUGUAUCAACUUUUCAGAGACAAUUGAGGAUUUUGAAUUAUCAUGGUGUUCUCUCAUUGAUAAAUUUGGUCUUCAGAAGAUUGAGUGGCUUCAAGCUGUGUAUAAUGCUCGCAGACAGUGGGCUCCAAUUUAUUUCCGGGGUACAUUUUUUGCUACGAUUUCAGCUGACCAGGGGUUACACUCCUUUUUCAGUGGGUAUGUAAAUCAGCAGACCACCAUAUCCUCAUUCCUUACGCAGUAUGAAAGAGCACUGGAAAGUUCAUUUGAAAGAGAGGCGCUUGCAGAUUAUGAUACCAUUUGCUCCACCCCAGACCUGAAAACACCAUCACCAAUGGAACGACAGGCAGCAAAUCUUUACAGCAAAAUGGUUUUUUUGAAGUUCCAGGAGGAACUAGUUGAAACUUUUAUAUAUACUGCCAAUAAGAUUGAAGAUGACGGAGUCAUCAGUAAAUUUAGAGUUGCAAAAUAUGAAUAUGACCACAAAGCCUACACGGUCACAUGGAAUGUCUCGGAGAUGAAUGCAAAAUGCAGUUGCCAGAUGUUUGAGUACUCUGGUAUUCUCUGUAGGCACAUAUUGACCGUUUUCACUGUGACAAAUGUUCCCACGCUUCCUUCCCAUUAUAUAAUCAAGAGGUGGACCAAAAAUGCCAGAAUCGAUGAUUGGUCAGAAAAAAUUGAUAUUAAUACAACAGAUAUGGAUUCAUUGACUGUGCGUUUUAAUAGUCUAUGCCAGAAGGCCAUCAACGUUGCAGAGGAAGGAGCAAUUACUGCAGAAACCUAUAAUACUGUUCUGAAAGUACUGAAAGAUGUUUCUAAGAAAGUUGCUGUUAUGAAGCAAAGCAUAGCUAAAGUUUCACCUCCAAACUUUCGGAGCAUAGUCAAUAACCAGCAAGAUAAUAAUAAGACUCCUAUAUUGGCAUCUGACCUGACUGUGAAUGAUACAUUGUGGCCUUCAAAAAAAUGCAACACCAAAUGGUUAUAAUCGUAACAAUUCCAGUGUUCCUGUUGCAGAUCCAAGCCAUCUAGGUAUUGCUCCAAUGUGUGUCAAUUGUGAAAGCGGCCCUCCUGAUACCCUGGUAAUAUGCAGGGAAGACUGUAGUUUUCAUGUUACAAAACAUGAAAUCUUCAAUAAGAUUGUUUCUUUGUUAUAUAUAAUCUGCAGGGAGUUCUCACAUGCUUUAAAUCCAUGACUUGGGUCUUAGAAGCAAAGGAUUCCACAGCACUACAUAAAAUAGCUGUGAUCAACCUUAAGCUACAAGAAGACAAUGACAACCCUCCGACAGAAUCAGAAGUGCAAUUUAGGCUCACAAGGGUUUCUUUAGAGCCUAUGUUGAAAUCCAUGAUGCGCAUUAGCCAACAGCUUUCAAUUCCAGCUAAUAGAGUAGCAGUUAUAAGUUUAAAGCUACAAGAUACCAAGACUACCGGAGGAAUAACAGAGGUGAAAUUUCAAGUUUCAAAAGAUACACUGAGUUCCAUGUUGAGAUCAAUGGUGUACAUUCGUGAGCAACUGUGAAUAUAUGUUGUAAGCAUCUCCUUUCGGACUUCUUGUUAUCCAAGUAAAGCUUUCCUUGAAUGUAUUGGAAGAUAGUUCUUAUUGUCUGGGAGAGAUUCUUCAUCUGAGCUGCGACACAGAUAAUCCAACAAACUCAAACCAAAAUAGUCCUGAUCAGGCCUCCCAAGCUCAACUUCAGCAGUGGACAAAGAGGAUAGGAUGCAAAGGGAAAUUUUUCCCCCAGGAAGAUUGGCUACUAACCGACUAAAUUCAUCUAAUCGCGAAAACUAGGAUUAUGAAUGAGCAAACCACUUUCACUGUUUUAGUGAUCACAUCCCUAUCUGUCAGUAUGAUGUAACAGAAGGAAAUUUUAGUCUAUUGAAAAUAAUACAUGCUGGAAGCUCCUGUAAAGAAUAAGUUAAAUCAUGCUUUCAACUAGGCUA
Messenger RNA from Daucus carota subsp. sativus, 3493 nucleotides. RefSeq names its product protein FAR1-RELATED SEQUENCE 3. The transcript has 3 exons. Gene Ontology annotation, molecular function: zinc ion binding. Gene Ontology annotation, biological process: regulation of DNA-templated transcription. NCBI's taxonomy places the organism in Eukaryota, Viridiplantae, Streptophyta, Magnoliopsida, Apiales, Apiaceae. Bases 420 to 2540 code for a protein of 706 amino acids. The record is from RefSeq and is a predicted model, not a curated record.